Cryptomeria japonica (Japanese cedar) is the source of this 1329-nucleotide messenger RNA. RefSeq names its product thiamine thiazole synthase 4, chloroplastic. The record is from RefSeq and is a predicted model, not a curated record. Bases 140 to 1210 code for a protein of 356 amino acids. The transcript is spliced from 2 exons. NCBI's taxonomy places the organism in Eukaryota, Viridiplantae, Streptophyta, Pinopsida, Cupressales, Cupressaceae. Gene Ontology annotation, biological process: thiamine biosynthetic process.
CUCGGCCUCCUAUCCACCACAAGAUUAAACCAAAUCCCCAGAUAUUUUGCACUGACCAUUAUUUUUAUACUGACCCAGAAGCCUUCAAUUCACAAGAGCGAGCUGAGGGUUGAAUUUCAUUGAAACCAGGCGAAAAAAAAUGGCUUCCAUAGCAGCAACCAGAGUCGUACCCACCAGGGCCACAGCAGCCUUGGGUGCGCAGGACUGCUCAAACCAGCGGCGUUCCAUCGGCGGCGCCGCCUUUCCGCGGCUGAAAACCCAAUGGGCCGCUGCCCAGAGAGCAGGAAGACCAGGUUUGGUGCAGGCGUCGGCAAAAUACGACCUUUCAAGCUUUAAGUUCGAGCCAAUUCAGGAAUCCGUAGUCUCCCGCGAGAUGACCAGGCGCUACAUGACGGACAUGAUAACUUUUGCUGAUACAGAUGUAGUCAUAGUCGGUGCUGGUUCAGCGGGUCUUUCCUGCGCAUAUGAGCUGAGCAAAAACCCUGAAGUGAAGAUCGCCAUAAUCGAGCAGUCUGUGAGCCCUGGCGGCGGUGCCUGGCUCGGCGGGCAGUUAUUUUCAGCCAUGGUUGUCCGCAAGCCUGCCCAUGUCUUCCUUGACGAGAUAGGUGUUCCAUACGAUGAGGCUGAUGACUAUGUGGUCAUUAAGCACGCUGCCCUCUUCACAUCUACCAUUAUGAGCAAGGUUUUGGCCCGCCCUAAUGUUAAGCUCUUCAAUGCUGUUGCGGUGGAAGACCUGAUUAUAAAGGAGAAUCGCGUGUCUGGUGUUGUGACGAAUUGGGCUCUGGUUUCGAUGAACCAUGAUACACAGUCUUGCAUGGAUCCUAAUGUGAUGGAGGCCAAGGUGGUGGUCAGUUCUUGUGGCCAUGACGGGCCCUUUGGUGCUACGGGUGUGAAGAGGCUCAGGAGCGUUGGGAUGAUUGACAGUGUGCCCGGCAUGAAGUGCCUCGAUAUGAAUGUUGCUGAGGAUGCGAUUGUCAGGCUCACCAGGGAGGUUGUACCUGGCAUGAUUGUUACCGGCAUGGAGGUUGCUGAAAUCGACGGGGCUCCCCGAAUGGGACCCACCUUCGGAGCAAUGAUGAUUUCUGGACAGAAGGCAGCCCAUUUGGCACUCAAAGCUCUGGGCCUGCCAAAUGCCCUGGAUGAAUCUUUGAAUGUGCAACCUGAACUUACUUUGGCUUCUGCUGAAGAUGACAGCACUGCAUCUGCUUAGAUUAUCUUCUCAUGCAUCUGGUAGUUACAUUUUGUCUGUUAAUGUAUAGGGUUAAUAAUGUACUUUGAUGUAACAGGCAUGCAGAAUUUUUAAUCUAUGGCUUUGUUGUGUAUCUUGAA